AAGGCAACAACCGACAUGGCAGCGUCUGCAGGCCAGGCCCGCUCUGCUCGCCCGCGCCGGUACCGGCCACAAGCGGAACGCCUACCCACAGUGCCCCGCGGCGCGCACGCGCGCAAGCAGCCGUUCCCAGCUUGCAGCGCUGCGCGGCGGCCGAGCCGGCAGCGGGCCGCCUCUGGCAGCCCCGGGCCAGGCGCCCCCGUCCCCAGCAGCGGGGGUAAGAUGGCGCUGAAGAGGAUCCAGAAGGAAUUAACUGACUUGCAGAGGGACCCCCCUGCCCAGUGCUCUGCAGGACCUGUGGGAGAUGAUUUGUUCCACUGGCAAGCCACCAUCAUGGGCCCGAAUGACAGCCCUUACCAAGGAGGCGUUUUCUUCCUGACCAUCCACUUCCCUACGGAUUAUCCUUUCAAGCCCCCAAAGGUUGUUUUCACAACCAAAAUUUACCAUCCCAACAUCAACAGCAACGGCAGCAUCUGCCUUGACAUCCUGCGGUCCCAGUGGUCUCCGGCCCUGACUGUGUCAAAAGUUCUCUUAUCCAUCUGUUCUCUGCUCUGCGACCCCAACCCUGAUGACCCUCUGGUGCCAGAGAUAGCCCAUACCUACAAGGCUGAUAGAGAGAAGUACAACAGACUAGCAAGAGAGUGGACACAGAAAUAUGCUAUGCAGAACAGAAGAUACGGAAACUUUUAACAGGUGCGAGCACUCCAGUAAAGGGACCCAGGCCCCAACCUACCUCACCAGCACGCUCACAGCAGCAGCCUGGAGCCAUGCAGGCAGGCACACUGGCUCCCCUCAGGCCUGGUGGUCUUCCCAGCCAGUCUGCUGGCCUCAUCAUGACCACCACUGGGGUUUCUCUUCUGUUGGCAGAGGGAUUUUAUUAAAACUAAAAAGCUAAGAAAAUCUGCAAACCCGCUCUCAAACCAAAUAGUGGUUUCUUGACUUUCCUAAAAAAUGUCACAUCCCCAUCUUACGCCGUCUCUACCCCACUUCUCCCAGGCGCCUAAUCCUUACCUUCAGAUAGGCCCACUUGAGCUGUUCCAGCUCCCUGCAACAGAGCUUACCUCUGGGUGCACGGGCUUGGCCGGGCUCCACUUCAGGGGGCAAUGACAGAAUUGCUCUGUCAGAGCCUGCCUCUCACCCGUGCUGCCCACCCCACCACAACCACAGUAGCUCAAGGGGCCAGUCUUGGGGAAUGUCCAUCACUGCUGGCUGUCAUCACUUUCUCAUGACUUUAGGUAGCUUUAUCAAGGCAAUGACUGAGCAAGUACAAGGUGUGAAGGGGAGGGGGAAGGAAGAGAAUUAUGCAAAGAAAGGAACUACACAGGCCUCAGGAAGGAACUAAAACUAGGGUAGGGCCUGAUGGAUGGACAGGGAGGAGGGUUCUGCAGGCAGAGGACUGUGUUCCCCAACAAGCACAGCACAUUCUGGGGGCUCACCCAGCACCUGGCCCCAGAAUUGGGGCCCUGUUACCUUCUGGGUGUCACAGGGCUCACCUUUCUGGAGAAUCAUUAAAGGCAGAGGAGUGCAGGAUGAAUGGCAAUUUUCAUAUUAAGUGGAUGGCAUAGUUCAUAUAAGCUGGUGUGUAAAACCAUUUCACACCCUAGACUCCCAGGUAAACACAGCAGCGUCACUGGGCUGGGGACUUCUUAGGGUCCAGGACAGAGGCACAGAGCUGCAUCUAUCCCUUGAUCCACAUGAAGAAAGGAAUGGAAUGACAUUAGGCCUGGGCCCAGCCUCAUGUCAAAGCUUGUUCCAAGGAGCAGUAAUGACCUGGCCAGGGCACUAGAAGGCCAGGAGUGCUUAAUGGGCAAAAUGAUCUACCAGCUCCAGAAACAAGGAUGCAGAUGGAGGCAUUGGCGGUAAAGUUGGGGGUGGCAGAGGCAAGGGGUGAAAGGCUAACUACCCUUCUGAGGGAACUUGGCUGUUUCUUCCUUCUGUGUCAAAUAUCCAGCAGUAGGAAUAAUCUGGUGGUCCAGUGGUUAGCAGUCUGUGCUUCCACUGUAAGGGUCACAGGUUCAAUCCCUAGUCGAGGAACUGUGAUCCCACAUGCCAUGUGACCCGAAGCAAGCUCAGAACACCAUCCUGAAACAGGAGGAACUAACAAUAAGCUGUCAACAUCUUUGGGUUUAAAAUGUUGGCAGAGUUGUAGUUAAACUGCAAAAUCCCCAUCACCUGUACCUUCUGUUCCCUUUGAACCUUUUAGAAUUUCUGCCGACUCCUUGCUGUGGGUUCAUCUGUCUACAACAGGGAGCUUGGCUGAUGCACACAUGUCUCCAGGUCUUUGAGGUCGAGGCUUCAGCAAGGCUGGAGAAGCUACAGGCCCUCACAGCAAGAGCUAUGUGAGCAGCAAGUAUGCCCUCUCUGUUAAGGGUUAGGAUGGCAGGAAAGAGCACUGCUUCUCCUGAAGGAGGCGGCUUUGCCCUUUCUGUGAGACACCAUAUACUGACUUGUCGCAGCCCCUCAUAGCCAAGCCUUAAAUGACAAGCAGACCACGUUGGCCAUUCCCUACCCGCGGGCCUGAGUCACAGAUCAAGCUCAAGACUGCAGCCUUCCCACCUUUCAACCCUUGACUGCUUACCCUCUGUUUAAAUCAUAACAGGGAUUCAACUAGGAAGGUUUGGGGGUUUUUGUUUUGUUUUUAAUCUCUCAAGAUGUGAAGUAUUUGUUUACUGGGUUCCACUUACUAUGCAGCAUAAAUAAGUUUUCUUUUUAGGGCAGGAAAAUCAAUGAUUUCAUUUCUCCCAUUCUGUAGUAAUGUGGCCAUGUGUGGCUGGAGCAUAGAGAUAUAAUCCUGGUGGUUUUUAAGAAAAUUAUUUUCUUGCUAACUGACACUUCUGUGGAUGAAGACUUUGAAUAAAAACCUAUUAUUUUC
This is a messenger RNA of Dama dama (fallow deer), 2869 nucleotides long. RefSeq names its product ubiquitin conjugating enzyme E2 D4 (putative) (gene UBE2D4). Lineage: Eukaryota; Metazoa; Chordata; Mammalia; Artiodactyla; Cervidae. Gene Ontology annotation, cellular component: nucleus. Gene Ontology annotation, biological process: protein polyubiquitination; ubiquitin-dependent protein catabolic process. Gene Ontology annotation, molecular function: ubiquitin conjugating enzyme activity. The record is from RefSeq and is a predicted model, not a curated record. Bases 16 to 687 code for a protein of 223 amino acids. The transcript has 9 exons.